AUGAUGCUUCAGGUCGCUACGUCUUUUGCUUUAUUGGUAGCCACACAAGCAAUUGGAGUACCACUUGCUGGCCAUGGUUUGGCUGUUGGUGGUAUAGGACAUGCAGUUGCUGUGGACCAAUAUACAGUACCGCACUACCAGUACGACUACGGUGUAGCAGAUCCACAUACAGGUGACCACAAACAGCAAUCUGAAGUUCGUGUGGGAGACGUGGUGCACGGAGAGUACUCUCUAGCCGAACCUGACGGUACCUUGAGGGUGGUCAAGUACACGUCUGACCCUCACAAUGGAUUCAACGCUGUGGUAAAGAGGGUCGGACAUGCUUACCAUCCUACUGUGGUUCGUCAUGCAGCAGUGCCUGUUGCAAUUGGUCGACUGGGGCUGGGAUUAGGCGGACUGGGACAUCUGUAG
Messenger RNA from Acanthoscelides obtectus, 411 nucleotides. NCBI's taxonomy places the organism in Eukaryota, Metazoa, Arthropoda, Insecta, Coleoptera, Chrysomelidae. The record is from the annotation of a GenBank genome assembly.